CGGGCCUGGUUCGGAGAUGUGCUGAUUUCCUGUUGACGACAUCCCCCCCUGUUAUACUGUACACCGAAUCUCGACAUCUCAUUGCAGAAACUCCGGCAUUGGUCCCUCCAAGACUUGAUAAUCCUCAGUUCGGCCCUUUGAAACCCCGGCAAAUUGCAUUGCGUCAUCGGUCGAGGGAUUGCUGCGCUGGGAACGGCUUUUGUCCUUUCUCAGGGGAGCUGUGUAGUCCGUAGUGGCCGGGGCGGAGUAAACACGUUUACCCUCGCAAUAAUAAUUGCUUUUGCGAUGAUGCACCCCCCCCCCCCCCCCCCUCUCUCCCCACCCCGCCUUAAAGGAUGCAAACGGAAAGCCGGAUGCUUGGUGCAUGAGGUACCAUUGCGACGCGCUCUCGUCUUAAAUCCCAAGCUGCCACUCUUAUUCAGCUCUCUCGUCUUACCGACGAUAAGCCCGACAGUGAAGCUGUGUCUCGACAACCGACAACAUGGCCCAAUCACUUCUUAUCAGGGCUCUCCUCGUCUGUGCCUCCCUUCUGCCACACGCCACGGCGGCUCCCACCGUGGUUGACGGCAACGUCUCGUAUGUGGGCACGCUGAGCGGCGGUGUCGAGUCCUUCCUCGGGAUCAGGUAUGGUCAGGACACUGGCGGCAGAAACCGCUUCACGCUGCCCAAACCGUACAACUACCCGCCCGGGACCGUUGUGAACGCCACAACCCCCGGCGCUGCCUGCCCCCAACAGACAGGCAACCCAACACCCAGUCUUAUCGGCCUCUUCAGCAAUGUUACCAACAUCUCCGAGGACUGCCUCACAGUCAGGAUUGAACGUCCGCUAAAUAUCAGCCCGCUCAAAAAGCUGCCCGUUGUCGUCUUCUUGUACGGCGGGGGCUACGCCAUUGGCCAGACCUACGAUGGAGCCUACUACCCUUCCGGUUUUGUCCGGGAGACGGCGCGGAAGGACCUGCCGACCAUAUAUGUCGCCAUAAAUUACCGUGUUGGCAUAUUUGGUUUCGCCGACUCAUCCGCUCUUCGGCACGAGGGAAACCUGAACCUCGGACUGGAGGACCAGUUCUUGGGUCUUCAGUGGGUGCAAGACCAUAUCUCCGCGUUCGGCGGCGACAGGGACGAUGUCACUCUCUUUGGCGAGGAUGUUGGGGCAGCAUCGGCCGUCUUUCAGCUGACCGCCUUUGGGGGUAACGCGAAGCGCACCUUCAAGAGGGUAAUCCUGGGUUCCGGACCAACCCCAGCGGGCGACCAAAUUACCCGCGGCCUCACCUUGAACCACACUGCUGAAGUUACCAAGAGACUCGACUGUGCUUCCCCCGAUGGUGACUCGGCUGCCGAGCUGAACUGCUUGCGUGGCUUGUCCUUGACAACUCUCGUGGAUGCUGCAGUUAAGUUCUCGUUCGAAUACGAAGCCAUUGCCGGCCUGGGGACCUUCAGGCCCACGGCGCCUUCGACCUUCAUCCCGGAUGUGCCUUCGAAGCUGCUCCGGGAGGGUUGCUUCCUCAAAAACAUCGAUGUCCUGAUUGGUUGGACAGAGGACGACGGAACCCAGUUUGUGACCCCGGAGAUCAGCAGCGACACCCUGUUCAAUAGCUGGGCUGCCGAGCAGUGGCCCAGCCUGACGGAAGCCAACCUCAACAAGCUCAUAUCCCUCUACCCAUCCAGCGAAUUUUCAGAUCUCACCGCCGAGGGCAUCGAGAAGAACUAUUUUCGUGCCGCGCGUGUCUCGCGCGACGCCCACUUCGCGUGCCCAUCCCUCCUCAUCCUCGAGGCAUUCCAGGUGCUAUCCCCGGGCUCCAUCGUCUACGCCUACGUCCUGAACCAGACCGUCUUCCGCGUAGGCCACGCGGCUGCCAACAGGAGCUUCGUCGGCAACGACCACUUCAGCGACAUCAGCUACGUCUUCGACUACGUCGACCAACCGCCGUACUCGUCGAUCGCCGACCAGAGCGACUACGAUCUCGCCAGCUUGAUGAGCGGCAGUUGGGCGUCCUUUGCGCACUUUAGCCGGCCGAUCAUCCCCGGCGUGACAUUGGAAGAUAGCAUCGCCAGGAACCUGACAGUUGCGCCGUGGGAUGCGGUACAUAGCCACGGUAUCGGGGAUGUGGUUGUUCGCGUCAUCGGGGGGCCGGGGGACGAGCUGGCCGUGAUACCGAAGAGCGGGCACGGCCCGGCGGGCGGACUGCCGCCGUAUGACGAGGACUUGGCCACGCGAUGCGCGUUUUGGAACAGCCGGGAUGUUCUGGAGCAGACUUUCAAUUGAAGAUUUGCGGAAUCGGGUUCUUUUGACAUAUUUGAGGAUUGUUUGAGCCUCUUGGUUUGGAAUAAACUGUUUCCAAAACCUGAGGGUAGAUAGAAAACAACCCAGCACCGAGGCCAGAGACAUGCUAUUAGACCCUAAUUUCUAAACUCUAAUUAGACAAUUAUACACCAAUUGAUAAUAGUAUCAUGC
Messenger RNA from Phialemonium atrogriseum, 2452 nucleotides. RefSeq names its product carboxylesterase family protein. The record is from RefSeq and is a predicted model, not a curated record. The coding region runs from base 482 to 2263 and encodes 593 amino acids. The transcript is spliced from 2 exons. NCBI's taxonomy places the organism in Eukaryota, Fungi, Ascomycota, Sordariomycetes, Cephalothecales, Cephalothecaceae.